Molecule: messenger RNA, 2252 nt
Organism: Gossypium arboreum
Lineage: Eukaryota; Viridiplantae; Streptophyta; Magnoliopsida; Malvales; Malvaceae
Exons: 5
Coding region: 348-1712 (454 amino acids)
Biological process (GO): transmembrane transport; metal ion transport
Cellular component (GO): membrane
Molecular function (GO): metal ion transmembrane transporter activity
Source: RefSeq, a predicted model, not a curated record
CAAUCUUUCUUUUCCUUAUAAAUCCAGAAAAUUUAACCCAUUUUAUUAUCCAAUUUGCCUAUACUAAUCACCACUUAAGCAGAAUUGUGAUUAGUAUUGGCAGAUUUUAUUUUUCUCGUUUGCUUGGUUUCAACCUAUAGUGGGGCAACAACAGUUGAGAUUUCUUGCAAAAUUUCCUCCUCUGCUAUCACCCUUUUUACAUUAUUCAAACUUGAGAAAUCUACAUUUUAGCGAAUGAUUUGGAACCCCCCAUUGGGUUUAAUUGAAUAGUUGAUUUUGAAAUUUCCCAAGUUGUGCAAUAUAUCUUUGUGACCUUCAUUGGUGAAGAGGAAGUUGAAUUAGAAGUUAUGGAUUCAGUUGAGGAAGAAGUACCAUCCGGAGAAGGAGAGAUGGAGGAAUUGGUUAGACCGUCCUCCACAAAUGUCCCCGCUUCGGUAAAUGAACACCCGCCGUCACAUUUCGCCGGUAUGGUGAGGCAAAAAGCAUAUGUUUUCGACGGUUUCGGGAAUUACUUCAAUAAGGAAUGGGAUCUUGGUGAAGGUGAAGGGAAGGAGUUUUGUUGGUACCAUGUAGAACUUCCAAAAGUGAGACAAAAAUGUUCUCAAUCUGCCCAACACCUUAUAGAUGUCCUUUGUCCACCUUUAAAGCUCCAAGACAUUCUCUCACUCGCUAGCAAUGGGCCGUUUUGCGGACAUGUGGAUGGAGCACUCGUCUUUCGGGUCAAUUCACCUGGCCCUAUCUCCAGUAGCUUUACGUUUAGACUAGCUGCAAGGAUUACCGAGAAAUCGGUGAUUACCGUGUCUUUGGGACGUGUUCCUCGAUUAGGUUUCUCGCCGGUCGGUCAAUCACUUCUCUCAGAGAUCCCUAGUGUCGAAAAUCCGUCGAAUUACAAAAGAGGAAGUACUAAACGGAGCGGGAUUGUUAUUAAAGAACAUGUUCUGGAGUUUUUAUUAACAAUGAACCACUCGGAGGAGGCCGAUAAUCCGGUUCCCAAAUCAAUCUCAAACCUUGUAGUUCACGUCAUCGACACCCACGUCGAUCACCUUGAAGAUGUCGUUACUAAACUCGAAAUGGAGCUGGAAACUGUGGAGCUUGAGUUGGAUAGAGGUGGAUUUGCUUUAAAGAAAGAGAUGCUAGACGAUAGGCGAUUCCCCAAAAUGCAUCUAAAUUUGCAACGCCUCCUUCAGGUGAUUGCACAUGGAGAGCAAGUAUUUCCCCGAGUGAAGGAAAAAUGUUUAUCUAAAUCAUGGUUUCUUAGUAAAGACAUAAACUCGCUUGACGAGUUGAUCGGAAGGUUGAGGAGGUUGAAAGAGAACGUAGGGUUUCUAGCGAAUCGGGUUACCGCAAUUCAGGCGGGUUUGGACAGUUGGCAGUCGGAGCAAAUAAACAAAAAGCUCUAUUACCUCUCUUUCCUUUCUAUAGUAUUCCUUCCUUUAUCUGUCAUCACCGGAGUGUUUGGAAUGAAUGUGGGUGGAGUUCCAUGGACAAUGCAAAAUAACCCUGAAGUAAAAGAUGGUUUCUUCAAGGUGAUGGUUCUUUGUGUAGCGAUGUUGCUGCUAGUGUUGCUAUGCUUUCUUUUCCCGAUACUCUAUUCACACGUGAUGGCCUGGUAUAAGAAGCGUUUUCUCAGACGAACUUGGUCUCAUAACCGGAGAUCCUGUCGGAGAACCAUUGGAAUCCAAGAAAGAAGUUGUUGCCCAAGGAUUGACUGAGUUAACAAACAAAGUCUCAUAAUUCUCACAAAAUUUCUAGACCUCACCCCAACUCAAAGCUGAUUUUGACAAUUAAAAAAAAACAUUAAUUUAUACUCAAACUCAUUUAAACCUAAAUUGAGCUAAAACCAAAAUAACCUCAAACUCAAAAUAUUAAAAUUCUAAUAACUUGAUAAGAAAAAAUUUUAACUUCAAACUCAAAAUAUCAAAACUCAAAAUUAAACCAAAUCAAAAUUAUUAAAAUUUUCUUUUUAAAAACUAAAAUAAACUUACUCAAAUUAAUCCCUCUCAAAAGCAAUUUAACCUACCCAGUUGACAAGGUCUAGGUAUUUUGAUGAAAUCAACCUUAUGCAAAGUGUACCAUCUAUAUCCACACUUGUUCAUAUUUAAGCUUUAGAGGCAACGAAAGCACUUUCUCUCUCUAAAUCCUUUUGUAUGCCAUAUAUUUUUGUUUUGAAAGUUUGGUUGUAAAUGUGAUUUUGUUACAAUUUUAUUUAUACAAGUAUGUAUUUAAAUAUAAAGAUUUGAUGUCAAUGAAAA